UCCGUGCUGGUACUGGUGCUGGUGUCGGUCCUGCGCUCCUCCCAGUUUGGACCCAUUACCUUUACAGUGCCUGCCCGGCCCUGCUUAACGGUGUCGGACAGCUGCAAAACGGUAGGUGACCCCUCUGAUGAGCUGGGCACUUCCUGCCUUCCUAACAUUUUACUCUAUUCGGCGGGUGACUGUUCCAUUGUCUUCGCUUUCGUGCCACGCUGGCUCUUGUUUAAUUCAUGGAAAGAAGGAGCAAAGUUGGGCUGAGGAAGUUGCAGCCACCCAUGUGUCAUGCGGGUGCUGGUGGGAACGAGGAAGGAACGAUUGUGACCCGAUUGAAAGGCGAGGAAGGUACCUGCCCACCCUACCUUCUGAGGGAACUUGGCUACAGGGUGAAGCAGGUACGGGUGGUCAGGGUAGUUGCUUCCCUACCUGCCUUAAGGUAGGUAAGAUGAGCAACUGGAAGAUAAAGCAGGAAAUAACACGCCAUUUCAAGGUGAGAGUUGUUAUUGCAAUUGGAGGGAAAGAAAAACAUUUCAUGGCUGCCUUCCCAGCUGCGUGCUUUCUAUGGGAAUGGAGUUGACGUCGGGGCGGGCUUUGGUGGGAGGGAGGGGGUAGGGAAGCCUCGGAAAUCAGCCAUCAUCACCUCCCGUCCUCCCCCAUUCUGAUAGACACCUCAUUUAGACCGUGUCAGUAUUUAUACCUUAUGGUCGUG
Messenger RNA from Colletotrichum acutatum, 703 nucleotides. RefSeq lists its product as uncharacterized. The record is from RefSeq and is a predicted model, not a curated record. Lineage: Eukaryota; Fungi; Ascomycota; Sordariomycetes; Glomerellales; Glomerellaceae. The coding region runs from base 128 to 571 and encodes 147 amino acids. The transcript has a single exon.